Messenger RNA from Lutra lutra (Eurasian river otter), 2264 nucleotides. RefSeq names its product transmembrane 9 superfamily member 1 (gene TM9SF1). The record is from RefSeq and is a predicted model, not a curated record. Gene Ontology annotation, cellular component: membrane. Lineage: Eukaryota; Metazoa; Chordata; Mammalia; Carnivora; Mustelidae. Gene Ontology annotation, biological process: protein localization to membrane. The transcript has 6 exons. The coding region runs from base 169 to 1989 and encodes 606 amino acids.
CCCGUGGAGGUCGGUCCUCAGGUCCUCUCCGGGCUGCCGCUCCGCGCCGCUCUGGGGGAGACCCGGGCAGGAGCCCAAGGGCAGCUACGGGGCCGCGGAGGCCGCGGGCGCCGCGGAGGCCAGCCCUACCCGAUUGGAUUCCCCCAAACAGGUUCCACUGGCUUAAGGAUGACAGUCCCAGGGCAGCCGCGGAGUUGGAGCUGCCAGUGGUUGCCAGUCCUGAUACUGCUGCUGGGCUCAGGUUAUGAGCCAGGGGUGGAAGGUGUGACACACUACAAGGCCGGUGACCCCGUCAUUCUCUACGUCAACAAAGUGGGACCCUACCACAACCCUCAGGAGACUUACCACUACUAUCAGCUUCCGGUCUGCUGCCCUGAGAAGAUCCGUCACAAAAGCCUUAGCCUGGGUGAAGUGCUGGAUGGGGACCGAAUGGCCGAGUCUUUGUAUGAGAUACGCUUUCGGGAGAAUGUGGAGAAGAGAAUUCUGUGCCACAUGCAGCUCAAUUCUGCACAGGUGGAACAACUUCGCCAGGCCAUUGAGGAACUGUACUACUUCGAAUUUGUAGUGGACGACUUGCCAAUCCGUGGCUUUGUGGGCUACAUGGAGGAGAGUGGCUUCCUGCCUCACAGCCACAAAAUAGGGCUCUGGACCCAUUUGGACUUCCAUCUAGAAUUCCAUGGAGAUCGAAUUAUAUUUGCCAAUGUCUCAGUGCGGGACGUCAAGCCCCACAGCUUAGAUGGGUUACGACCCGAUGAGUUCCUAGGCCUCACCCACACAUACAGUGUGCGUUGGUCUGAGACUUCAGUGGAACGUCGGAGUGACAGGCGCCGUGGUGAUGAUGGUGGUUUCUUUCCGAGAACACUGGAAAUCCACUGGUUGUCCAUCAUCAAUUCCAUGGUGCUUGUGUUUUUACUGGUGGGUUUUGUGGCUGUCAUUCUCAUGCGUGUGCUUCGAAACGACCUGGCUCGAUACAACUUGGAUGAGGAGACUACGUCUGCAGGUUCUGGUGAUGACUUUGACCAAGGUGACAAUGGCUGGAAAAUUAUCCAUACAGAUGUCUUCCGCUUCCCUCCAUACCGUGGUCUGCUCUGUGCUGUGCUUGGUGUGGGUGCCCAGUUCCUGGCCCUUGGCACUGGCAUUAUUGUCAUGGCGCUGCUGGGCAUGUUCAAUGUGCACCGUCAUGGGGCCAUUAACUCGGCAGCCAUCUUGUUGUAUGCCCUGACCUGCUGCAUCUCUGGCUACGUGUCCAGCCACUUCUACCGGCAGAUUGGAGGCGAGCGUUGGGUGUGGAACAUCAUUCUUACCACCAGCCUCUUCUCUGUGCCUUUCUUCCUGACGUGGAGUGUGGUGAACUCGGUGCAUUGGGCUAAUGGUUCGACACAGGCUCUGCCAGCCACCACCAUACUGCUGCUGCUGACAGUUUGGCUGCUGGUGGGCUUUCCCCUCACGGUCAUCGGAGGCAUCUUCGGGAAGAACAAUGCUAGCCCCUUUGACGCACCUUGUCGCACCAAGAACAUCGCCCGGGAAAUCCCACCCCAGCCAUGGUACAAAUCUACACUCAUCCACAUGACUGUUGGAGGCUUCCUGCCUUUCAGUGCCAUCUCUGUGGAGCUCUACUACAUCUUUGCCACAGUCUGGGGUCGGGAACAGUACACUCUGUAUGGCAUCCUCUUCUUUGUCUUCGCCAUCCUGCUGAGCGUGGGGGCAUGCAUCUCCAUUGCGCUCACCUACUUCCAGUUGUCUGGGGAGGAUUACCGCUGGUGGUGGCGAUCUGUGCUGAGUGUUGGCUCCACUGGGCUCUUCAUCUUCCUCUACUCCGUUUUCUACUAUGCCCGGCGCUCCAACAUGUCAGGGGCGGUACAGACAGUAGAGUUUUUUGGCUACUCCUUACUCACUGGUUAUGUCUUCUUCCUCAUGCUAGGCACCAUCUCCUUUUUUUCUUCCCUAAAGUUCAUCCGUUAUAUCUAUGUUAACCUCAAGAUGGACUGAGUUUUGAGUGACAAAAUUAUUGCUCUUCUCUCCCAUUCUUCACGUCCAGAGGCCCACUGAUCUUUCUUACCAACGUCUCUUCUAAUUGACUGAAUUGUGUGAUGGCAUUGUUGCCUUCCCCUUUGCCCUUUGGGCCUCCUUUCCCCCGGAGAGCCUGAAAAUUACAAAUCUCUAUUAUAUAAGGAGUAUAUAUUUGAACUUUUUAAGUUGCCUUUAGUUUUCGUCCUGAUUUUUCUUUUUACAAUUAUCAAAAUAAAAUUUAUUAAGAAAAAGGA